AUGGACGAAAGCACCCCAAGAGAGCUGAAGCUAAUUAUGGACUAUCUCUCCUCAGAGUGCUACACGGGCACGCUUGACGCACUGGGGUACGGGAAAACCCCCAUACUCAGCAUGCGAGAAAAGAUCAAGGAGCUGUGCAUGUCCGGAAAAGUCGAAGAGAUGUACAAGCUGCUAACCACGGAGCACCCAGGGAUUCUGGACAAAUAUCCGCACGUGGUUUCUCUUAUAUUCAGCCAAAUCUUCAUUGAGUUCAUCCGCAACAACCAGCCAGAGAAGGCUUUGAGCUUUGGGCGCACCUCCAUGCAUGCAGGGCAGGACAUAACCAAAACCCAGGAGCUGUUCUUGCUGCUUGCAUACAAAAACCCAGAAGAGUGCGAGAAAAUGAAAGAGUUUAUGUCUUUUGAAAGGAGAGAAAGAGUGUUCUCCGCUGUGGACGGGAUUAUCAAAGAAAAGACAGCCGGGCGAAAGGCCUCUUUGCUGGAGUACAUCAGCAAGGCAAUAAAGUAUUCUAGCUGCAUGCAAAAAGAGGAGUGA
Nematocida major is the source of this 534-nucleotide messenger RNA. Its product is annotated as glucose-induced degradation protein 8. The record is from RefSeq and is a predicted model, not a curated record. Lineage: Eukaryota; Fungi; Microsporidia. The coding region runs from base 1 to 534 and encodes 177 amino acids. The transcript has a single exon.